UCCGGGCGGCAGCUAGAGGUGCCACGCACCGGGUUCCAGCCUUUUUGCAGCAUAGUCUCUAGCGGUGAUGGCGGGUAGACAGUUUGCGUGGAGCGGGGCGUCUCUUCUCCAGCUCCUUCUUGGCGUGAACCUGAUAGUGAUGCCCUCCACCCAGGCCCGGAGUCUGCGCUUCGUUACGUUGCUGUACCGACAUGGAGACCGUUCGCCAGUGAAGACGUAUCCCAAGGACCCCUAUCAGGAAGACGAGUGGCCUCAGGGGUUUGGUCAGCUAACUAAGGAGGGGAUGCAACAGCACUGGGAGCUGGGCCAGGCUCUGCGGCAGCGCUACCACGGCUUUCUCAACACCUCUUACCACCGGCAAGAGGUUUAUGUGCGAAGCACAGACUUUGACCGUACUCUCAUGAGUGCUGAGGCCAACCUGGCUGGACUCUUCCCUCCCAGCGGGAUGCAGCGUUUCAACCCAAAUAUCUCUUGGCAACCUAUCCCUGUCCACACUGUGCCCAUCGCUGAGGAUAGGCUGCUGAAGUUCCCGUUGGGCCCAUGUCCCCGUUACGAGCAGCUGCAGAACGAGACCCGACAGACACCAGAGUAUCAGAAUGAGAGUAUUCAGAAUGCACAAUUUCUGGAUAUGGUGGCCAACGAGACAGGGCUUACAGACGUGACACUGGAGACUGUCUGGAAUGUCUAUGACACACUCUUCUGUGAGCAAACACACGGGCUGGUCCUGCCACCCUGGGCCUCACCCCGAACCAUGCAGCGUCUGAGCCAGCUAAAGGACUUCAGCUUCCGCUUCCUCUUCGGGAUCUACGAGCAGGCGGAGAAGGCCCGGCUUCAGGGGGGAGUCCUGCUGGCUCAGAUACGGAAGAACCUCACCCUGAUGGCUACCUCCUCCCAGCUCCCUAAGCUGCUGGUUUACUCUGCGCACGAUACCACCCUAGUCGCUCUGCAGAUGGCACUGGACAUCUACAAUGGGGAACAGGCCCCCUAUGCCUCCUGCCACAUAUUUGAACUGUACCAGGAAGAUAAUGGGAAUUUCUCAGUGGAGAUGUACUUUCGGAAUGAGAGUAACAAGGCUCCCUGGCCCCUGGUCCUGCCCGGCUGUGCUCACCGCUGCCCACUGCAGGACUUUCUUCACCUCACAGAGCCCGUUGUGCCCAAGGACUGGCAGCAGGAGUGCCAGUUGGCGAGCGGCCCUGCGGACACAGGCGAUGGCCUCCCUUCUCAUAUCCCUGAGAAAACAGUGCUGUCCAGGAGAGCAGGGGCUCAUCCUCCCACCAGCAGAUCUUCCAGCUCGCUUGCUGGUGUGAGCCACUACCUAAGGCCAAGCUCUCCACGGACGCUCCGGGUCCAUCUCUUCUCACUUCCACAGGGACUUGGGGGGCCCCAGUGUUUCCUGUUUACUGGGUCAGUCCCAUCUUGAAAGUGUAAGGAAGACCUCUCAGGGCCCCAUCUUCCUCCAGCCACCACUCUGUCCCUGUUCCCUGUGAAAGUGGAAUCCUUUGCCUAGACUCUGGUUUUGCUUGUUCAGUGCCCGUUCUGUCAGGCUCAUGCUAGACAGCCUUGCGUCACGUUCUCCAGUGAAGCCACUUUCGUAAAGGACCAGUGGCUGCCUCUUGUCAAAGCCUGACCAAUUCUUAGCUUCUCUCAUCUCUUAGGGGCAUGAUAUAAUAAACUCUUCCUUCUUUAGACACUUUCUUGGUUUCUCUUCUGACUUACAGUUAGCUUCCUUACUGGUUUUUUUCUCCCCACUAAACAAUGGACGGCCCAGGUCUCAUCCUGGCCCUUCCCCAUCUGUGCCCACUCCCAGGGCAAUCCCAACCAACCUCGUGGCUUCACAUACUACCUCCAUGCAAAGUUCUAUCCUUUUAUGACUCAGAUUCAUGACGUUUUUUCUGAGCUACAGACUCACAUAUUCAGUUGCUAACUUGAGAUCUUUGUGUGACCCUGAGUCCUCUUGAAUACAAUCUUUCUCAGACCCCAUAUGCAGUCCACUAGCAGGUCCUAUCAGCUUGACCUUUAAAAUACAUCUUCUUGGGGCGCCUGGGUGGCUCAGUUGGUUAAGCGACUGCCUUCGGCUCAGGUCAUGAUCCUGGAGUCCUGGGAUCGAGUCCCGCGUCAGGCUCCCUGCUCAGUGGGGAGUCUGCUUCUCCCUCUGACCCCACCCCCUCUCAUGCUCUCUCUCUCUAUCUCAUUCUCUCUCUCAAAUAAAUAAAUAAAAUCUUAAAAAAAAAA
Molecule: messenger RNA, 2232 nt
Organism: Callorhinus ursinus (northern fur seal)
Lineage: Eukaryota; Metazoa; Chordata; Mammalia; Carnivora; Otariidae
Gene: ACP2
Product: acid phosphatase 2, lysosomal
Biological process (GO): lysosome organization; dephosphorylation
Cellular component (GO): lysosome
Molecular function (GO): acid phosphatase activity
Source: RefSeq, a predicted model, not a curated record